Penicillium daleae is the source of this 1179-nucleotide messenger RNA. RefSeq lists its product as uncharacterized. Lineage: Eukaryota; Fungi; Ascomycota; Eurotiomycetes; Eurotiales; Aspergillaceae. Bases 1 to 1179 code for a protein of 392 amino acids. The transcript has a single exon. The record is from RefSeq and is a predicted model, not a curated record.
AUGCAGCCGCAUCUACAUCCUCCAGAACCACCAUUUCCCUCCCUUACAGUCGAACUCGUCGAGCUCAUAGCCGGCCAUCUAGAAAGCGAUGGCUUACUAGAACUCCGCUUGACAUGUCGCGACCUGCAGAAGAAGACAUUCCACCACUUCGCGCGCCGUUUCUUCUCGUCUAUCAAAACAGAUCUCUCCGCAGAGAGCCUCGGUCGCAUCGAUGCCCUUUCGGGACAUGAUGAACUGCGUCCUUACGUCCACGGCUUGGCCUUUAUGCUUCAGAACGGCGUUGGACGCGGCUUAGUCUGGGAUCGACAUCCUUGGGGCCCCCUAUCAGCACCGCUAGAGAUCGAAGCGAUCGCACGACUGCGCGACAAUCUAGUCAGCAGAUUUACAAAUUGCCGCUCAUUUUUCAUUUUCUGUCGAUAUCCAGAAGGGCAUCCGGAUAUGAACCGGGUCACCAUUUCGGACGCGGUCGCGGUGUUCUUUGCGCUGGUGGUUGAUGCGCAAUUACCAGUGAUGUCCUUCCAUUUGAUCUAUGCGAAUAAAUACUCUCGCACGUUGGUUAUGGAUAUGCGGCGCAUUCCGAAGCUUUUAUAUCGACAGCCCGAGUUCAAGGUGGUCUGGUCGAAUUUGCGGAAACUGUCGCUGGAGCAGUACCUUACUCUCGAUAAUUUUGGGUUCCUGCUUGAACUUGUGCUCAGUGCUCCGAAUCUCCAGACACUACUGUUGAAUCUUGGUUCGCAUGAUCUGGCAAGUGAAUUUAUGCAUGAAUUAGCGGAGACGGCUUCGUUCCCGCACUUGCAGGAACUGGCACUAUUCAGGACUUUGGUGCAGGUGCCGGACUUGAAGAAACUACUUCACGGUCUACGCGGGAAUUUGACUACGCUGACGCUUUAUCAUGUCUCUCUGAGUCCGGAUGAAGAUUGCAUGUCUGUGCUGAAAGAGUUGAGUCAGAGCUUUGGAUCGCUGCAGACUAUCUCGUUGUAUUAUUUGUGGGCUACUUCGCCGACGAAGGAGUUGCUAUCGUUUCCGGAUAUUCAUAAAGCGCCGGAGUUGUGUGAUACACCGAAGCAGAGACUCCAUCUGCUUUAUUCGGAGAAUUCGCAGAGUCCUACAGUACUGGGGAUUGAGUACUCGGGACCUAAGAUGGAGCAUGUCUUGAGGUUGUUACAAGCCGCUGUAUGA